AACAAAACGGUUCUUCGUGAGAUUCGAGCACCAUUGACGUUCUCUUUGCACCAGCAUCAUCAUACCGUUUAACAUAUCGUGCUCAGGUAUGCACUGUCUCUCCUUUGCUUGGUUGUGUUUUAAAGUAGUAGAAUGUGUCACCGCUCCUCUCGACUCGACGGAACAUCAGGGCUUUGGCAGAUGCAAGAUCACAGCACCUCCGACAAGAGGUCGGCUGUCAAGAAUGCACGCUGCACUUGUGCAAUUUUGUUCGUAGCAGCAGCCUCCAUGUUCCUCCACCAAUUGUCGCCCUGGAUUACCGCAGACUCUGGACAUUCUGUCAAAAUUGUACAAACCAGGAUAUACGAUGCUCCAGUAACAAACUCUAGUCGUCUUAAAACGCGCAGUCUGGUCUGCACUGUCCCGGCAUCCUCACCUGAUGUGCAAAGGCGAUCUUGUGUGGUGGUUCUUCAGGACACUCAGCCCUCUGACGUGGGCAGCAUGACCUGCGUAUCUGCGUAUCAACAGCAACUAGAAUCCGGCUAAAUUAUGAGGACUGAGCGACGGACCUCCACACCAUGGCCAGGCCACCGGGGAAUGAAAUGUAUUUUCAUCACGCGCCAGCUGAUGAGAUCCCAAUCUAAUCGGGCGGUGGGCGUCUUGACCUCGC
This is a messenger RNA of Laetiporus sulphureus 93-53, 649 nucleotides long. RefSeq lists its product as uncharacterized. The transcript has 3 exons. NCBI's taxonomy places the organism in Eukaryota, Fungi, Basidiomycota, Agaricomycetes, Polyporales, Laetiporaceae. Bases 133 to 525 code for a protein of 130 amino acids. The record is from RefSeq and is a predicted model, not a curated record.